Messenger RNA from Megalopta genalis, 1198 nucleotides. The record is from RefSeq and is a predicted model, not a curated record. NCBI's taxonomy places the organism in Eukaryota, Metazoa, Arthropoda, Insecta, Hymenoptera, Halictidae.
GCAAAAUUUAGAACUAUGAAAGUUUUACUACUUUUAAUUGUGGCGGUAAUAGCUGCAGCACAAGCUGUAUCUUUUUAUGAAGUUGUUAAAGAAGAAUGGACUUCGUUUAAGUUGGAACAUUCUAAAACAUACAACUCUGAAAUAGAAGAGAAGUUUAGAAUGAAGAUAUACAUGGAUAAUAAACAUAAAAUUGCUAAACAUAACAGUAAUUACGAAAAGAAAAAUGUAUCCUUUAAAUUAAAGAUGAACAAGUAUGGAGACAUGCUUCAUCAUGAAUUUGUCCAAGUAUUAAAUGGUUUUAACAGGUCUGCAAAUGAUGUAAAUCGACCAAAAUUUACCGGAGCCAUGUUUCUUGAACCAGCAAAUGUACAAAUGCCAGAUACUGUAGAUUGGAGGAAUUAUGGGGCUGUUACUCCAGUUAAAGACCAAGGUCACUGUGGUUCGUGUUGGGCAUUCUCAUCAACUGGAGCUCUGGAAGCACAACAUUUCCGAGCUAAAGGAGUUUUAGUUUCUUUAAGCGAACAAAAUUUAGUGGAUUGCAGCGGAAAAUACGGUAACAAUGGAUGCAAUGGUGGAAUGAUGACUGCAGCAUUCAAAUAUGUUAAAGAUAAUCAUGGUAUCGAUACGGAGAACUCGUACCCGUAUGAAGAAGAAAACGACAAAUGCAGAUAUAAUCCAAAAGACAGUGGAGCUUCUGAUGUUGGUUUCGUAGAGAUUCCCGAAAAUGAUGAAGAUAAAUUGAAAGCAGCUGUUGCUACUGUAGGACCAAUUUCUGUUGCUAUCGAUGCUUCGCACGAAAGCUUCCAGUUCUAUUCCGAAGGAAUCUACUAUGAACCACAGUGUUCUUCGGUAGAUUUGGAUCAUGGAGUAUUAGUGGUAGGAUAUGGUACUGAUGAAUCCGGUACAGAUUACUGGCUGGUAAAGAACAGUUGGGGAACAACGUGGGGUGAUAAAGGUUACAUCAAAAUGGCUAGAAACAAAAUGAACAACUGUGGUAUCUCUUCUACUGCCUGCUAUCCUCUCGUUGACUCUCAAGGAUAAUUAGUAAUUUCAGGGACUAAGAGUUAUUCAAAAUAACUACUCUUUCUAUUCCUUAGAGAUAAUUUAUAUUUUGAUAUAUUAUAUCUAAGUUCACAUUUAUAUGAUGAAGGAAAAUAAAUAUAUGUAUAUUAUAAAUAUUCAAAUUGUUUAAAGCAAA